Molecule: messenger RNA, 762 nt
Organism: Cooperia oncophora
Lineage: Eukaryota; Metazoa; Nematoda; Chromadorea; Rhabditida; Trichostrongylidae
Source: the annotation of a GenBank genome assembly
AUGGUUUUACUUUCUAUAUUGCAGUUGCAAUCAUGGGAUAGCCCUGUGUCGUUAGCGUUAUACAUCGAUCGAAGUUCAUCACAAGCUUUACAAUACCUCAUGGAUUUACAUAGGUGUAAUCAUUCUGUCGCAGAAAAGCUUUCCGUUCAUGUGGUCUACCAGUUGUCGGCAUUCCAGGAUAAAUGCGAUCCUCUUCAAGUUCUCAAACGACCCAUUUCCUGUGUCAAUUUUACGUCAAAAUACAAGCAAAAUUCCAUAGACAAUAUGGCUCCGCUGUUUGGCAUCUAUCCAAUAAAUGUGAUGCGGAAUGUCGCUAGGCGCGGAGCUCCGUCAAGUUUUCAUUUGAUUAGCGACAUCGAGAUGGUUUUCAGUUCCAAUUUCUCUAUGCAAGCGAAGAAGUUGGUAAACGAACAUAUUCGCCCGAAAUCGAAGAAGCUGAUCGUGAUCAGAAGAUUUGAGAUCGAACUGGGAGUAGAUCUACCGCGUAACCACACUACACUCAGAGAGCUUAUCGAUUCCAGACAAGCUCAUGAAUACCAUCAUAAAUUGUUCCCUGUGGGUCACACCAUAUCAGCGUUAUGGGAAUGGUUCAAACGAUCCAAAGAAAAACCUGAGCCCUACGUGUGGGAGAUCCCUUAUAAGAAUCCUAUGUGGGAGCCGCAGUUCAUCAUGAGCGCAACGGAUCCAUUUAGUGAGGAGACUAUGCCGACUCGUCUACGAGAUCAGCAAGCUUUGGUGAGCCAUUAUUACAUUAAAGGUUGA